Molecule: messenger RNA, 2151 nt
Organism: Rhagoletis zephyria (snowberry fruit fly)
Lineage: Eukaryota; Metazoa; Arthropoda; Insecta; Diptera; Tephritidae
Product: MOB kinase activator-like 2
Source: RefSeq, a predicted model, not a curated record
AUGGCUAGCGCUGCGAUCAAUGCAAAACUCCUACCCAAACCACUGGCUCUAUUCGAACAUGUAAACUUGGUUUAUGGAACUAUUAGUGAAUUUUGUACGCCAUCUGGUUGUCCAGAUAUGACUGGACCAGGCAACAGAACGUACUUAUGGUUCGAUGAGAAAGGCAAGAAGACGCGCGUCGCCGCUCCCCAAUACAUCGACUAUGUGAUGACCUUCACGCAGAAGACAGUCAGCGAUGAGUCGAUAUUCCCUACCAAAUAUGCCAACGAAUUUCCAAGUUCGUUUGAAUCGAUUGCCCGCAAAAUACUACGCUUGCAAUUUCAUGUGAUAGCUCAUCUCUAUGCGGCGCAUUUCCGAGAAAUUGCGCUACUGGGAUUGCACACCCACUUAAAUUUGACCUUUGCGCACCUAACCGCACUGCAUCGACGCUUCACACUGAUCGAUGAGAAGGAGACGGACGUGCUGCGCGAUCUGGAGGUGGCGCUGCGCCUCACUGACGACGGUCAGAGCUCGCUCGCCUCAUCUACAAUUACAGCCACGACGGAUGGUGGCAGCAGUAGCGGCGGCGGAGCUGGCGGCUGUGGCAGUAGCUCCACAACAGAUAGCGGUAUAGCGAAUAGUAGCAACAGCAGCUGCAGCGGCGCGACUAUAGCGACAGCACACGCUCACUCACACCAGCAGCCACAUACGGGAGUAGAGGAUGUCAAUUUACUGCAGCAGCAUUCGGCGGCGAGCACAACGCUCAUCGAUGGCGAUGCGGCAGCGCCGCCCAUUUGCACUCAGCCCGAGGCGCAGGCAAAGCAAGCGAACAACGCGCACGCAUCGGCCGCAGCGGCGGUCUUUGGCGGCGGUGGUGGCCUUAUCGGUGGCAUACUGGGUGACUUGAGCAGCGGCGAAUUCGGCGAAACGGCGACACGCUACUGCACCUCGGCGCUGCCACCACAUAGUGGAGGAGAGGCUGGAGUCAGCGGUGUGGCGGUGAACUGCAAUAAUGGCGGCGCGGGCGCUUUGCACUUGAACUUCAACAAUAAUCACCAUCAUCACCACCAUCACCAGCAUCCGCAUGCGCACCAUCACGCGCAGCAGCAAGCGGCAGCUACACAUCAUUUCACGCAGCAACAACAACAACACCAACAGCACAGUGGCCUCAUACAGUGCAAUGCCAGCAACGCACCGAAUGCGACCGUGGUCAGUGCAUCAGCAACGAAUGCCAGCACAGCGGCAACAACAACGACAGCAUAGUUGCCACCAGGAACCGCAAGUAGCCCCAAAGCCACAAAAACAAAUUCGAAUAUGCUCGAAGCUAAAAUUGAUGUUGAAGAUGAGGAGGAGCAGGAUGAAAUGCGAGUUGCUGAAAAUUUUGUUGAUUAUCCUAGACCAGCGACAGAAGCUAUCGCUUCUACAGCCCUUUUAAGUGCUAAAACAAGUGCUACUGUUAAUGCCGACGCCACCGUUGCUGCUGCCAACUCCAACACCGCCGCCGCCAAUGUUGCCGCCACACCCAUUGCCGCUGCUGUUUCCCUUAGCGUAGGAGAGAAUGAACGGAACGAAGCCGAUGCUGAUGCUGUAGAUGAAGGAGGCGCAGAAGUAGAAGUUCAAAUUGAAGACAAAGCUAAAUGUAAUGAAAACAAAGAUGAUAAUGUUAACGAUGUUAAAAGUGUUGCCGUUGCGGCCGCAAAGGAUGUAUGACGCUUAUUGCUUUAUAUUUACAAUAUAUAGAGUAGUGUUAAUUAAAACUUAAGAAUACAACAAAAGCAAACAAAAAUCGAAAGUUAUAAAAGAAGAGAGAAAAGAUGAACAUACAUUAAUUAAAUAUAAAUAAUAACAAUAAAAAGAUAUAAAAGUAUGAAAUGCAAAAUAAAAAAUAAGAAAGAGAAGUAUAUGUUAACGAUGAUUGUAGUUGUGUCUGUAUCUGGUGUUACACCAACAAAGAAAACACAAAUAAAAACUGAUUAAAAAACAAACGAAAAAACUGUAAGAACAAACACUAAAAUGAAAAUCACAAACUUAUUGAAGAAUUAACCCAAGUAAAUAAAGUAAAUUUAAAUAAAAGGCGUUAAUAAUUAAGCUAGCAUUAUUAUGCACUGUGCAAGCGAAAAUGAAAAUCAAUUAGUUGACAAAGCCACAAAUCACGAAAAUUUUAUGAACAAA